Molecule: messenger RNA, 2637 nt
Organism: Adineta steineri
Lineage: Eukaryota; Metazoa; Rotifera; Eurotatoria; Adinetida; Adinetidae
Source: the annotation of a GenBank genome assembly
AUGGGUUCGUUUCAUGACAAUCAUUAUUCUAUUGCCAAAGAUACUGAUGAAUACAAAGAAAAUGUAACUAUACUUUGGUGUGACUUCAAUAUAAACGGUUAUAUAGAUAUUGAACAGAUAAAAAAUCUUCUACAACGAAUUACCACUUCUCUUAUCUUUCAUACUGAACUCGAACAAUGUCUUAAUUUUAUUCAAUCUAUUGAUAAAGAAAAUAUAUUCUUGGUUAUUUCUGGUCUUACUACUAUUGAAUUCUUACCUCAAAUUAGUAAAUUUCAUCAAAUCAAAGCUAUCUUUAUUCUUUGUACCGAUACAACGAAAUAUGAACAUUUAAAAAUUACAAAUUCAAAAAUAAUUGAUAUUUAUACAAAGUUAGAUUUCUUAUGUGCAUCAAUUCAUAAAGAAAUUAAUUCUACUGAUAAUCAAUUAUUAACAUUUAACAUUUUCAAUCAAAAUCAAACAUCAAAAGAAUCAGCUCAAUUUAUUUGGUCUCAACUUUUCACGCAAAUUAUUCUACAAUCAUCUAGUGAUUAUCAUGUAACUAAACAGCAGAUGAUUGAUAUGUAUCGACAAUAUUAUCAGGAUAAUUUAAAAAAACAAAAAUUGAUUAAUCAAUUCGAACAAGAAUAUCAAUCAGAACAAGCUAUUCGUUGGUAUUUAAAUAAAUCAUUUAUUUUUAAAUAUAUAACUAAAGCAUUAAAAAAUCAAGAUAUUGAUCUAUUGUAUAUAUUUCGUUUCUUUAUCGACGAUUUAACAAAAAAUCUUGCAGAUAAACAUCAGAAGAUUUUGUUAUCAAAUGAAAAAAUUCUUAUUGUUUAUCAUGGGACUAAACUAACGAAAAACCAAUUAAAGAAAUUUAGAAAAAACCAAAAUGCACUUAUAUCUAUGAAUGAAUAUUUGAUCGCUAAUCGACUCUAUUCAUUGGCACUUUCUGCAGCUAUGAAACCGACAAAACGAACAAAUGUUGUACCUGUUCUUUUUGAAAUUGAAUGUAAUAUUCAAGAACAUGGUCAUACUACUAGUUUUGCUGAUAUUGCACAAUAUAGUGAUUAUCCUCAUGAAGAAGAAGUAUUAUUUGAUAUAAAUAUUACAUUUCGAUUAAAAAGUAUUCAACAGCAUUCACAUGUAUGGCUGAUAAAAUUGAAUGUAUCCAAUGAUGGACAAGAAAUUCUCAAAGAUUAUCUUAAGAAAAAAUAUAAUGAAUCCGAAGAAAAAAGUAUCCGUAUUAUUUUUGGAAGAUUGAUGUGUAGUUUAGGUCAAUAUAAUAAAGCACAAAAGUACUUCGAACGAUUGUUAUCCGAUGUGAAUGGAGAAGAAAUCGCUUGGAUAGAAUUCAAUCUUGGUCGAACUUUUGAUUUUAAAAAUGAAUGGAAGAUUGCACAGGAAUAUUAUAAUCGUGCAUAUGAACGAAUGAUAGAUACGAAACCAAUACGUUGGCAAGAAGCAGCUUACAUGCUUAAUAAACUGGGUACUAUCUCAUAUGAAUAUGGACACAAUAUUAAAGCUCUUGAGUAUUAUCAACGUGUAUUAAAAAUCAAACAAAAUUUUAAUUAUUCUGAUCAUAUUGAUAAUGUUCGAAUUCUUAAUAAUAUUGCUUUUAUUUUAAAUACACAAGGACAUUUUACUGAAGCUUUUAAUUAUUAUGAACAUGCAUUAAGAAUCUUGAAAACGUUUUAUACUUCUGAUCGUAUUGAUAUUGCACGAAAUUUAAAUAAUAUUGGUAAUAUUUUUUAUCAAAUAGGUAAAUAUGAUAAUGCUGCUGAUCAUUAUCAAGAAUCAUUAAAAAUACAACAGAGUUUGUACCCAAAUAAUCUUAUCGAUAUUGCUUGUAUCUUGAAUAGUAUUGGUCUUAUUCUAAAUAUUCAAGGAAAAUAUAAUGAUGCUCUUGAUUUCUGUCAACAUGCAUUAGAAAUACAACAAAAUUUAUAUCCUCCUGAUCAUAUUGAUCUUGCUGGUACUCUCAAUAAUAUUGGAGUUAUAUUGUACAAUCGUGGAAAAUAUAAUCAAGCACUUUAUUAUUAUCAACGAUCAUUUGAAAUACGUAAAAAAUAUUAUACAUUUGAUCAUAUUGAUAUUGCUCGAAGUCUUAAUAAUAUUGGUAAUAUUUUAUAUCAACAAAAUAAAUACGAUGAAACCUUAAAUUAUUAUCUACAAGCAUUAACAAUACAAGAAAAUUUUUAUUUAUCAGAUCAUGUCGAUAUUGCUUUGAAUCUUAAUAAUAUCGGAUGUGUUCUUGAUCGACUAGGAAAAUAUGAUGAAGCUAUUUAUUAUUAUCAAAAUGCACUUAAAAUACAAAAAAAAUUAUAUAUUUCUGAUCAUCCUGAUAUUGCAUAUACUCUGGAUCAUAUCGGUACUAUUCUAUAUCAAGAAGAAAAGUACAAAGAAGCUCUUGAAUAUUAUCAACAAGGACUUAAAAUCCGUGAAAAAAUGUAUCCAUUUGGUCAUGUCGAUAUUGGUGAUAGUUUAAAUAAUAUUGGAAUGAUCUAUCAAUGUAUACACAAAUCAGAUAUAUCUCUUAAUUAUUUUCAGCAAUCUUUGAUUUUGUACGAAAAAUUUUUACCAUCCAAACAUCCAAAUAUAGAAAUAGUUCGAAGAAAUAUUAAUCGUAUUACUAUGAAAAAAAAUAUUGAAUAUUUUUAG